AGCUACCCAACUCAGAUAUGGUUUAAAGACGCACCUCAUGGAGAUCCAGACGCUCGCGCUCUCACAAUUGUCCAGUAACAAGCAACAUGGUUUACGUACCUUCGAUCUUGCCGGUCAGGAUUUUGUGGCCGCAAUGGGUGGGAAGCGCAGGAGCGACCCUGGUAACAAUCGUGGCCGGGUUGGUGGCAGGAUGGUCAUCACCGUACUUGGCGAAGCUGCUGGCAGAUGAUUCGCCACUGCCCAUAACCGACUCGGAAGCAUCUUGGAUCGCAUCGCUGAUAAAUGUAGGAAGAUUCGUGGGUGGAAUUCUGACGGCAGUAAGCAUAGAGUAUUUCGGUAGCAGAAAAACAAUGUUCCUGAUAGGAUUUCCGAGCGCCCUCGGAUGGAUAUUCAUCAUAUUGGCAAAUCACGUGAUGUGGCUGUACGCAGCGAGGGUUCUGUGCGGUAUCGGUAUGGGAAUGACCUUUGGUGCUUUCCCGAUUUACAUCGGAGAAAUAUCCGACUCCUAUAUCAGAGGAGCUCUGGUGACACUGGCAAUGAACGGUGGAGCCGUGGGUAACUUCCUUGGCAACCUGAUGGGGUCGUACAUGCCAAUGUCCUACUUCGCGAUGAUAACUUUGGUUCUGAUAGCGAUCUACGUCGUGCUGUUCGCGCUCGUACCCGAAUCGCCUCACCACCUGUUGCGCGUCGGAAAACUCGAGGAGGCGACGAAGGCAUACCAAUGGUACCACCGCGGAGUCGAGAUUAAGAAGGAAAUGGAAAUUCUUAAGGAUUACGUGUUCGCUUCAAAGUCGACCUCGUUUAGGGACCGUCUUCGUGAGUUCAACGCCCCGCAGAACAGGAGAGCCGGUUUCAUAAUCAUCGUCUUAUUCAUGUUCAUGCACCUCAGCGGAACGAACAGCCUCCUCUUCUACAUGGAGAUAAUAUUGACCAGAGCCGAGGUCAAGGCGAUCGCUCCAUCCUCGGUCGUCGUUAUCGCAGGUGCCCUUUCGAUCGUGACAGGGUGGCUUGCCAUGUACUUGAUCGAGAGGUCGGGACGUAGGUUUUUACUCAUCAUUUCGAGCGUUGGAGUUUUCGCUGCAAUGAUGUGCUUGGGACUGCAAUUCGCUCUGCUCGAUUACCAGCCUGACGUUCCCGUCAUGGAGUGGCUGCCCAUCGGAUCGAUGAUGGUGUACCAGGUCUUCUACUCCGUUGGUAUCAUGAUCAUUCCCAGUGCGGUGCUCAGCGAGCUCUUCCCCGCGAAUCUGAAGAGCAUGGCAGCGUGUGGCGCGGGCAUAUCGUCCGGGGUCUUUGCUUUCGUCUCCAGCAAGACGUACCAACCGAUGGUUGACGCCAUGGGCGAGGAGUACGUCUUCUGGCUCUACGGGUUCAUCGCCGUACUCGCCGUACCUUUCGCCAUCUUCACGAUGCCGGAAACCAAGGGGAAAUCUCUGCAGGAAAUCCAGGAGAUACUGACGGACAGUGUGACGCAUGGGAAGUCCGAACACGCGAAGGGGAUGAAAAACGAGGAAGUUUGAACUAAUUGAUGACACUGAUAUUUGUUGGCUACGAUAUUCACCACCGUUAUACCUCACAAACAUCCAAAAAUUGUUUCCGAAAGCCAUGUGACUUUGGUUACAGCGUAUAUUACGCAAUUUUUGGGGUUCAAUAGCCGGGCUACACGGCUCAAAAGUAGAACGCUGAGUUCGGUUCUCAAGACACGAACUGAAAAUACCGCAAGAAAUGGUCACCUCUCCAAUGACAAGCGGAAGCUUUGUAGUUUCGGAUACCUAAGUGUAUAGUAAGUUAUUCGAAUAGACAAAUAUAGGAUAGUUGAAUAUCAGUCAAAUUAGUUUGACUGGUCAACCCGUAACUUUGCACGUCUUAUCAAUAAAAAUGAAGACAUUAUGAAGUUUCUAACUGCGUUUCAAUCAUGAAGAUGUGUAAUCAGUUAGUAAUAUGUUACGAAGUAACGAGGACAAGAAUAAAUGGAAUUUGGUAUUUCGAGAGUAAAUAUUACUGGUCAGUGUUUGAUCCGUUUACACAAUUGUUUUAUAACCUAAGUAAGAAUUGCUCAUUGAAGGGUUUACGAAUGGUUAUGGUAUAAAUGAAUGAUUAAUUAAGACAAGAACUUUUCACUGAUGAUGCAACAAUGUUUACUCAAGGCAAUAUAUAUCAUUAAGCCUAGGAUAUGACACCUUUGCUUUGCCACACAAGGACUUGAUCCUACCUAUAAUAACAUACCUUGCAGCGUGGCAUCUCCAACGCUCAUCGCGGAUCCAGAUGCAGAAUCGAAAAGACGCUCACAAUCAGUCAGUAAUCUUAUACGAGUAAAUCGCGAAUGAAACAAAAUCGAGUUUUAUUUAUAAAGAAAUUUUGUUUCGAUACGACUGAAAAAUCAUAAAAUACUCUUGUUUCGGAUCACCCGUUUUUUCUUAGAUUUAAUUUUGAUUGGCGUGUGACCAAUGUUAUAUGAUUGUUCGAUCUGAAUGUGAAACAUGAAUAAAUGCAAUUUAUUGUCCAAA
This is a messenger RNA of Neodiprion fabricii, 2504 nucleotides long. RefSeq names its product facilitated trehalose transporter Tret1-like. Gene Ontology annotation, cellular component: membrane. Gene Ontology annotation, molecular function: transmembrane transporter activity. The transcript has 2 exons. The record is from RefSeq and is a predicted model, not a curated record. Lineage: Eukaryota; Metazoa; Arthropoda; Insecta; Hymenoptera; Diprionidae. Bases 87 to 1517 code for a protein of 476 amino acids. Gene Ontology annotation, biological process: transmembrane transport.